This is a messenger RNA of Paramecium tetraurelia, 462 nucleotides long. RefSeq lists its product as uncharacterized. The transcript has a single exon. NCBI's taxonomy places the organism in Eukaryota, Ciliophora, Oligohymenophorea, Peniculida, Parameciidae. The record is from RefSeq and is a predicted model, not a curated record.
AUGUAUUUAUUAGACAAAAAUUAUAUAAAUUAAGCUAAGAAAUAAAAAAAAUAUUAGCUCAUUUUAAGUAAAUUCUUUAAUAUUUAAGUUUUUUUACAUCACUAUUUUUAUGUGAUUUAGGUUAAGAUGAAUUUAUUUAAUGUUAGACUUUUUCAUAAUGAUGGAUUUCAAACAUUCAGCAUUAUAGUGUUAAUUAUAUAAGGAUUUUCUUAAUUAUCUUUUCUCUCGAUAUACUGUUACUUUCCAAAUAUAUUAAAGAAGAUUAUACUAAUCCUUUAUUUUAUUUCAUUCUAUGUCUCUAUUAGCUUAACCUAUAAAUUAAUAAUUCUAUUUCAUUAACUUUAAAUCUUCUUAUACUAUUAAUAGUUUAUUUUUGCAUAAAUAUAAAUCAUUUAAGAACUCAAAUUCAAUCUAAAGUAUAUCUGUAGCAUUAAAUAAUUGUUUUUCAUUUAGAUCAAUUGA